ACAAUCUGCAAGAUUUGUAUAGCUUAGGUCCUACGUUGAAAAUCGGAAAGAGAUAACCUGUAUACAAAAGUUUUAUGAAGGGGUGAUGUAGGGGAGUUUUAGAAAAAUGACUGUUGCCCCUUUAGUGGUAGAAAUCGGCUUCAUAUUUUUGCUAGCUGCGUAUUUGCUUCAUAAAUAUGGUAACUGGACAACUCAUCAUGUUUUGGUCACUAUUGCUGUUUUUGUUGCUUGGUAUUUCUCUUUCACUGUGAUUUUUAUUUUGCCUCUAGAUGUAUCCACAACUUCUUAUAGACAGUGUUUGCGAGACCAGGUUUCAACCAUAACAACCAAUUCUUCUGCUGCUCUACCACUUGUUACUGGUGCCACAGAAACGGGAAACUCCACAAUUUUACCCUUACUGAAUGUCAGUAUUACGGAGACAGCACUUCACCAUGUAUUUGAGAUAGCCCCGGGAAAGAACGAAAAGAAGAGGUGUGAAAUACCAUGGAGUCACAUACCUGCUGGUGUACUACCAAGUCUGUGGCGAGUUGUCUACUGGACAUCGCAGGCUCUGACCUGGCUUAUUCUUCCAAUGAUGCAGUCUUUUUCUACGGCUGGAGACUUUACGGUGGGGGGGAAGUUACGGACUGCUGUGGUGGAGAAUGCUAUAUAUUACGGCACUUAUCUGCUUAUUUUUGGGAUCUUGUUGAUAUAUGUUGCAGCUCAGCCUGGAAUGUAUCUGGAUGGCCCAAAACUGAAAGUGAUCUGCAUCACAGCAAGCAACACGUGGGGGCUCUUUCUUUUGGUUUUGCUUCUUGGUUAUGGGUUGGUAGAAGUUCCUCGCAUCUGCUGGAAUAAAAGUAAACGUGGACACAUGCUGAAUUAUCUUUACUUUAAAGCAGCAAAACUAAGUACAGAGAAGUGUGAGGCAGAAGAAAAAGUGGAUGAUGUUUUGGAGAAAAUGCAGCAAGUUUCCAAUACUGUGCCCAUUGGUCAUCCGUUGAGAAGAUGUGUGGAAAUUAUCUUGGAAAAGUGCCCAGAAGAAAAGAAAAACGCCAUUCGUCGUAGAAGACAGCCACUAGAGGAAAGUCCCGGAGCUGAUGUUAGUGAAAGAAAUCUUGUUCGUAUACAUCAGCAGAUUAUUCGAGCUCUACAGGCCUAUCAUCGAACACAGUGCCAAUGGAAUAUGUUAAUUGAAGAAGCUUUCGACUGGGAAGAUGUAGCCCGAAACGAAAUAAAUCCUGAACACACCUUUAAGCCAACAUUUAUGCCUCAGCGAUCAUCGCUUCUGAGGGCUUUGUAUACACCUAUUGUUGAAUGGUACUGGAAGUGUCUGGUUCGUAUCUGGGUGUUCCGAACUUUGGCCGUUGUUCUUGCAACCUUCAGUGUUAUUGUUGUGUGGUCAGAAAUGACCUUUUUCACCCGAUCACCAACUCUCUCACUUUUUGCUGUCUUUGUUGAUCUGGCAAGAAGAAAUUAUGACUAUAUUGCUAUUGAGCUGGUGUCCAUUUUGACUAUUGCCUACCUUUGUGUAUGUGCGUACUACACUGUCUUCAAGGUUCGAGUCUUAAACUACUACUACUUAGCACCUCAUCAUCAGACGGAUGAAUACAGUCUUAUCUUCUGUGGAAUGCUACUUUGUCGUCUAACUGCUCCAUUGUGUCUCAAUUUUCUGGGUCUAAUUCAUCUCGAUAGUCAUGUGAUUAAAGAGAAGGAAAUCUUGGAAACGGCUUUCACGGAGAUCAUGGGUCAUAUGGACGUGAUUUCUAUCAUAUCGGACGGGUUCAAUAUUUACUUUCCCAUCCUCAUCUUCUUGCUCUGUCUCGCCACCUACUUCCACUGUGGCAGCCGUGUGCUACAUAUGGUUGGUUUUGAGCAGUUUCUUGGUGAGGAUGAAAUGACGGCUGACCUGAUCGAAGAAGGAAAAGGAUUAAUAAAAAGAGAAAAAAGUAGGAAGAAAAGAUACGAAGAAGGUGAGGCUCGUAGGCGGCAGUACCAGAUGAGGUUUGGAAAUCAGUCGGGUGCUCGUGGAAAUCAUAUUGAAAUGGACAGCGAUAACAACAGGCAUGGAAUGACUAGAUCAGGAUCGGAUGAGAGUGCUAGAGCUGAAUUGUUACGAGAUGUUGAGCCGGUGGACUACACCGAAGAACGAGGUGGUCGAGUACUCGACAACUUCACAGAAUCUUAUUCAAGUUUUGGUUCAGACCCUUUAAAAAUAGAUAUGUCGGAAUCUCGGGGGUAUGGGUUUGGUAAAGAUUUUGGCAAACAAACAUACAGUAGAAUGGGACAUCCACCAGGUGGUAUAUUUGAUGACGUUUAGGUUAACUGGGGCUCUGAUACGUAUAAACAGAAGGAAGAGGUGUGUGUGUUUCUGACACACAAAGGUACAAUAUUUAUGUUUUUCUUCAUGUUCACCAGCACAUUCCAAGAAAGUACCUUUAAAUUGUCUUUUUUUUUUUUGCAAUAAGUGUAAUUAAAAUACCAUACUUAUUCAAUAGCAAGCAUUAAGUUAUAGCUUCAGAAAGUUACUAUUCAAACACUUGGUAAUAUAAAUGUCACAUAUUUCGGUUUAAUUUACUGUGCUUCAUAGUGGUGGAUGAUAAACUUUCCUUUGUAUAUGUAACCGUUUGUCAGAACAAUAUUAUUUAUUGCUUUGCACAAAAUAAAACAA
Molecule: messenger RNA, 2650 nt
Organism: Limulus polyphemus (Atlantic horseshoe crab)
Lineage: Eukaryota; Metazoa; Arthropoda; Merostomata; Xiphosura; Limulidae
Product: LMBR1 domain-containing protein 2-like
Exons: 15
Coding region: 107-2299 (730 amino acids)
Cellular component (GO): membrane
Source: RefSeq, a predicted model, not a curated record